AUGAAGAUCCAUGAGCGCAGCGACACUGGCAGAGAUACCAGCGUGGAUGGCCACGAGAACUUCGACCGAGACACGCAAAUCUGGUGGGUCCAUGAUCCAUUUAUGGAUCACAAUGGACGGAUGAUGUUAAACACUGAUAUGUGCCUGGCCUUUAGUGAAAUGGAAGGACCUCGAGGUCCUGGUGGUACCUUGGACUGCUGUGACACUGCUCCGAUUGGGAUUCCUCUGUGCACGCCAGUGCUGGCACACGAGCAUCAAUGCUGUGGCUGGGUAACGUCAGAUCGCAUCUCUGCUGCCAUCAGCAGCAACGGUGGAGUCUACUGCGGAGGCCGUGCAGGGGGAAGAUUGGGGGACGAACGAGAUCGUUGCUGCGGAAACGAGAACAAUGAUUGCGGGGAUCCACGCAAUCCCAACGGACCCGCAGCGGCUGCGGUUCUCAGUUUUGCGGCCACUUGGGCAUUUCAGAACGACGAGUCCGCUUGGGUGACGAGCUUUGCCGCUGCUUGGAAGAUCGCCACCGAGAACGGCCAUGGCGCCCUACGCAGCCUGGGCGAGUGCGGCACCAGCAGCACCAGCAGCGGCAGCACCGGCGACACCAGCGGCGGUGCGGAGGUAGUGACGAGCACAACGGGGAGCUCCAGCACCGUGGCUGAGGCUUUGGGUACGUCGACCACGGACCUCUCCUCAACUGCAACGAUUAGUGC
This is a messenger RNA of Cladocopium goreaui, 704 nucleotides long. NCBI's taxonomy places the organism in Eukaryota, Dinophyceae, Suessiales, Symbiodiniaceae. The record is from the annotation of a GenBank genome assembly.